Messenger RNA from Neocloeon triangulifer, 7158 nucleotides. RefSeq lists its product as uncharacterized. The record is from RefSeq and is a predicted model, not a curated record. Gene Ontology annotation, biological process: proteolysis. Bases 315 to 5702 code for a protein of 1795 amino acids. Gene Ontology annotation, molecular function: ATP hydrolysis activity; protein binding; cysteine-type endopeptidase activity. The transcript has 14 exons. Lineage: Eukaryota; Metazoa; Arthropoda; Insecta; Ephemeroptera; Baetidae.
GGGUAUGUGGUGCUAUGGCUUUGCACACCACACCAACAGCACACUUGUACCAACACGAGAGACCCUCAUAGAGAGUCGAUCUGCAAAAUUUGCAUUCUGCAUUGACGCAACAGACAGUCCCGCAAGCUGCCAGUGUGUUGAUUUGUCUGAGCAAUUCGUCUGCAGCUAAUAGCGCGUCUUAAAAUUAAUUAUAUUUCCUGAUUUGAGGGAGUAUUCAAAUCAUUUUGCCAGAAAGCUACAGAGCUCGUCAAUAGUGCGGAGGAGCAAUCCUCAGCGAGCUGAAAAUAAAUUCCAAUGGUGCGCAUGGUAGCAAAAUGAAUAGUUCCAAGGUGCAAGCAGGAUCUUCAUCCCUUUCAGAAAAGGAACUGGCGUGUCUGGGCUACUUUGAAAACAACCAGAAUGCAGACGACGCUUGCGUUUUGGUUGUCAGUUACGAAUUCAAAGAUGAUGCCGAAAUGAGGCGAUAUGGCAAUGAAAAGGAUCUAGAAAAUUUAAGAAAAUCUUUUAAGGAGAAGAGGAAAUGUCGAUACAAAGAACUGACGUCACCCACAGCUGAAGAUUUCCUUACAAUAUUAGCAAACGAGGAAGAACUUCUCAAGCUCUUCAAUAUAUCAACUGUUCCCUCUGCAUUUUUUCUCAUCAUCUUGUCGCACGGAGCAGAAAACAAUAUUAUCCUGACAGACCACAAGAACGAGUGUGGAUAUCACGAAUUCUUCCUGACCAGUCUAGUGGUGGAGGCAAUUAAGAGGUCACCAAACCUGCGAGUACAACUCAAUGUCAUUUUCUUUGGUCCUUGCAGGGGAUUUCUCACGGACAUGGCUCAUCGAGAAAUGAAAAAACAUGAGGAUUACAGAAACCAAACUUCAAGCAGGUUGACCAACAUGCCCGGUGCUGAGAAUUUUGUCAUCGUCUAUUCCACAGUCGAAACGACUUUUCACAUCAGAGACACGUCUAAAGGCACGUGGUUGGUGCAGGGAAUUUGCACUUUGUUGGAUGAUCUUGAAAAAGACGAGCCGUUGGAGGUUUUUCUCACCAAAUUGCAACAUUGGAUCCAUGGCAAGUUAAUAGGGGUAGGCCAGACACCCGAGGUCAAAUACACUCGGCACAGGAAAUUCGUGAUUUUCAAGGCAACAAAGCCAGAAGUUGUUGGCGAAACACAAUCAGGUGGUAAAGGAGGGAAAGGAACCUACCUUGAAAAUAGCAUAACUGCCAAACGAUCAGCGUUCUUCCAAUGGCGUACAAAACACGGAAUGUACCUGCGAGAGAAAUGGGCAGAGAUUUUCACUGCUAGGGUGUCUGAUCCGAAUGUUAAGUGCGUGGAAAAGGCGCUGCGUAAAAAUUUAGGAUUUACGACCAACAUUCUCGAAAACAGCAAAACAAAUUUGAAAUCACUUAUUCAGAAAACACAAGGAGAGCAGGGUGAAGUCGGUUGUUUUUUGGCCGUCUUUUUUGCUCCGCUGUUUUUAAACGAAGAGAACGAGGUUUGCGUUCUCAUUGGAAACACUUUCGUCAAAAUCGGAGACCUUGUCUACAAAUUCCUAGGACCAGGAAAUAAGAUGUGGAUUGGGAGGCCAAAAUUAUUCUUCUUCGUGGAUCAAACAAUUGAUUUUGACAACUUCACAACAGUACCGACGUCACUGACUCUGGAAGCAAAAAGGCAUUCAGGUGGCUCUGGAAAUGUACCGACGUCACUGACUCUGGAAGCAAAAAGGCAUUCAGGUGGCUCUGGAAAUGUACCGACGUCACUGACUCCGGAAGCAAAAAGGCAUUCAGGUGGCUCUGGAAAUGAGAAGUAUGUACAAAAACUGGAGUUGGACGGAACAAACCAUUCAGGUUAUUUCAUUUGCAUCCUAAAGGAUUCUGAUCGGCUGAUACAGGUUUUCGAAAAUCCUGAUCUGAAAAACGAUGCAAACAUCUUAGAACUGACUCUGGAUCUUGUCAGGAACAAACGUGAUUUGUUGGACACGGUGUUACCUCAAGUUUCAUCCACUCUUCACUGUUUGCUCAACUUUGAAAACAAGCCUGCAUGCUUCGUGGAGCCCACCUUCAAAACUUCCGUUUCAAAACGAACUAUCAACUCGGCAGGGAUGACGAGACUAGGUGUGAUGGGCUCUAAAAUAGAUGAGGAAAAUGAAAAGCAAUUGACAUUUCAACAACUGUUGGAAAAGUUAGGAUUGCAUUUGAUUGAAAACCAGAAUGAAGAAGAUUACACCGUUUGCAUCAUUUCUUCGCUUCCUGGUUCAGGAAAAUCUACAGUCGUUAAGGAGCUUGCAUGCCAUUUAUCACGAAACCAAAAUAAAAGAAAAAUUGUUUCCAUUCAACUCAAAGAGAAAUUCGAGUACUUAUCGAGUACAAACAAACCAACAAUCAACGAAUUUCUAAAAUAUGCACUUGGAUUCGGCAUAAAUGACAAGCUUGUUUUGCUCCUUGAUGGUUUUAAUGAGAUUUGUCCAAUGCUACGCGAUAAACUGUUAGACAUGUUAUUGAAUGCAGUCCAAUGUAAAAUUCCUCUACUUAUUACAACUCAAUAUCAAGAGGAAGGAAUUAUCAUGGAGACUCUGGAAAAUGUGUCCAAGUUCAAAGUGGAAAUAGAGCCAUUAAGUGAAACUGACCAAUUAGGUCUCCUCGAAAUGAAAGCUUUAUUGAACUAUGAAGACUGCACAGAGUUCUUCCAGAAAAUGAAAAAUCUUGGAGUAUCUGAUGUGCUCAAAAAUCCUUUACAUUUGAUUCUUACUACUGAAAUGUGGAUGGAAAAUAGAAAUUCUUUUUCUACUUCAUAUCGUACCUGCAACAAUAUAAUUCAGUGCAUUAUUGAAUACAAUAUCAAAAAAAAUUUGGGAAUAAAUAAACGAAUCAAUGUAAUAAGAUUUUCAAAAGCAUUUGUUGAAGUAGAAGAUUUACUUCAAGAUUUGGCGAUUCAAAAGGUUCUUUCCGAUCGAAAUCGAAAGUGGAGUGUCCAAGAUAUGGAAGCCAUCAAUAACUCUGGGUUAGCCUCAAUAAGUGAAAAUAACUCUAGAUUUGUUAACGAUGUGUAUGCACAGUUACUUAUUACCAAUAAGUACGUGAAAGAUAUUAAUGAAAGAAACGAAUCGGGAAUUCAAAUCUUAAAAAAAAAAAAUUUGAGACAAUGCCGAAAGUUUUACGAUAGCUUUCUUUCAACUGUAUAUUCUGAUGAUAGCACUCAUUAUAUCAAAUUGAAUAACUAUCUUAGAAGUGAUUCCAUCAAGGAAAUUCUCAACAUUGUUGUCAAGGAGGAUCUGAAGAAUAUACAUCAAUUUAUUGAGCCAUCUAUUGAAAAAUUAGCCAAGAAUUCUACCUUUGUUGCACCUCGAUUCACAAGUUUGUUAAGUAAUAUUUCAAAGAAGGACACAAAAAACCAAAUUCUUAAUGAAUUGCGUGAAAGUUCAAGUUCAAUGAGCCAAAAUCGUUCCAACUUGCUCGAGACGCAUGAACCAAAUGAGAAAAAUUUGACAUUUGACGAACUGAAACAAGAGAUGAAGCUGCAGCUGUUGGACUCUGGAGAGCAAGAUUACUGCGUGUGGCUUUUCUCGUCGCUGCCUGGUUCGGGAAAGUCAACAGUUCUCCUAGAAAUUGCGAAUUAUCUAAACAAGGAGCCAACGGACAAAACAAUCUUCAACAUCCAACUGCAGCAAUAUUACGAAUAUUUUUACAGCGAACGGUCUCCUAACAUUGUAAAUUUACUAUCCAAAUCCACUGAGAUGAGCCACAAUGAUGCGAAAAAAUUAGUGCAAGAGAGGAAAUCAGUUGUGUUUCUGGACGGUUUCGAUGAAAUUUGCCCUGAUUUACGAGUGAAAGUGAUGAAUAUAAUUAAAGAUGUGACCAAAAUGAAGAUGCCACUGGUGAUCGCAACAAGGCCUGAGGAAGAAGAAACCCUUUUAAAGUCACUAGACUGGCUAUCAACGAGGAAGAUUGUAAUCAAACCUCUUGAGAGGGAAGAACAACUCGAACUUCUUUUGAAUUUGGGAAAAAAGGAUUGUGAAAAACUCUUUAAUCUCUUUGAAACAUCUGGUGCUACUGACAUUCUCAAGAACCCGUUCCAUUUGUCUUUGAUAAGUGGCGUGAACCUGCAAUCAGAUCAGGGAAUAUUUUGUAUCUACGAGAAGGUGAUUAAAAAGAAAGUUACAGAAGCAUUGCAAACUUCGAAGGAAAGCAGAACACCAAAAGACUUCGUGGUUGACGAGCGAAUUCAACUUUUGCAGGAAAUCUCACUAAGAUUUCUUCUAAAUGAUGGCUCAAUUCCCCCUCCAACAGACGUCAAUUUAAUCAACAACACUGGCGUCGCAUCAAUGGAAGAAGGGAAAAUACGAUUUGUUCACCAAACGUUUGCUGAAUUUCUCGUUGCCCAGCGCUUUAUUCAAGAAAUAGAAUUCGAAUCAGCGUCUUCGAUUCCAAUAUUCCAAAACGCCAACUUAAGGCAGUGCCGCGUUUUCAUAAACAGUUAUAUUUCUCAGAAUACCACUUUUAGUGACAAUUUGAGCAUUUUCUUCGAUCAAAGCCAAAAUGUUGACAUUCAUAGCAUUUUGCGUGAACAACUUGAUCACAUUCUUCAGGAGUUGAAACCUAAUCUGAAAAACCUGCUCAAUAGCGGCGAUAUAAAUAAACGGGAUACAAACGGGAAUACGCUUCUCACUUUGGCAGCUCAAUUUUCAAGCGAAGAAAUUUGUCGAUUAUUGGUUGAAAACGGCGCUGAUUUGAGUGCGGUGGACGAAGACGGAAACGACGCUUUGCAUUGUGCCUGCAUCGGAGGGAAAUUGGAAAAUAUCAAGUAUUUGUUGGGAUUAAAUGGCUUCAGCGUGGAAAAGAAAAGCCGGUACGGAAAAACGGCUCUUCAUAUGGCUGCUGAAAAUGAUCACGUUGCAAUGGCCGAAUUUCUUCUUUCAAAAGGAGCAAACGUCAACGUUCGUGACGAUUAUACUUCCACGCCAUUCAUUUUAGCAGCUCAAUUUUCAUGCGAAGAAAUGUGUCGCUUGUUAGUUGAAAACGGCGCUGAUUUGAGUGCGGUCGACAAAUACGGACACGACGCUUUGCAUUUGGCCUGCCUCGGAGGGAAAUUGCACAUUGCCAAAUACUUGCUGGGUUUAAAUGAUUUCAGCGUUGAAAUGAAAGGCCGUGACGAAAAAACGGCUCUUCAUAUGGCUGCUUAUAAAGGUCACGUCGCAGUGGCCGAAUUUCUUCUUUCAAAAGGAGCAAAAGUCAACGCUCGUGACGAAAAUAAUAAGACGCCUCUCGCUUCCGCAGCUCAAUUUUCAAGCGAAGAAAUGUGUCGAUUCUUGGUGGGAAAAGACGCUGAUUUGAGUGCAGUGGACAAUUACGGAGACGACGCUCUGCAUUUGGCCUGCCAAGGCGGGAAAUUGCACAAUGCCAAGUACUUGUUGGGAUUAAAUGGCUUCAGCGUGGAAAAGAAAGGCCACUUAGGAAGAACGGCUCUUCAUUGUGCUGCUUUUAAUGGUCACGUUGCAGUGGCCGAAUUUCUUCUUUCAAAAGGAGCAAACGUAAACGCUCGUGACAAUAAGAAUUACACGCCUUUCAUUUUAGCAGCUCAGUUUUCAUACGAAGAAAUGUGUCAAUUAUUGGUGGAAAACGGCGCUGAUUUGAGUGCGGUGGCAAAUACGGAAACGACGCUUUGCAUUUGGCCUGCCUCGGAGGGAAAUUGGACAAUUCCAAGUAUUUGUUGGGAUUAAAUGGCUUCAACGUAGAAAAGAAAGGCGGAUGGGGACGAACGGCUCUUCAUUGUGCUGCUCAAAAUGGUCGCGUUGCAGUGGCCGAAUUUCUUCUUUCAAAAGGAGCAAACGUCAACGCUCGUGACGAUGAUAAUAGAACGCCUCACACGGUGGCAGCUACAUCAGGAAGCAAAGAAAUGUAUCAAUUGUUGCACAACUAUUCUGAUUAUAAGGAAUAUUGAGAUAUUGAAUUAAAAUUAUGAAAUACACAAAUAUAUCAAUCCCCAUAACACCCUGCCUUCCUUUUAUUUUGCCUGUGACUUUAUUCUAACUCUAAUUUUUAUAUUUUUCUCGCAAUGCAAUGAAACAGCAAAAUAUCUAUACUAAAAUCUAGGCAACGCGUUGGACAGGCAGGUUGCAUAAUUCAAUCAAUGAAUAAUGCCAGAUCAAAUGAAGAGUUGCAAGUAUUAGUGGAAAUCGAUUAACGGUCAUAAAUUAUGACUCAUAAUUUAAAUAUUUUUUGGAACUCUAUUAAUGGGUGAUUAAAAUAAUAUACAUUCUACCGUUAAUUAUCCCUUUUUUCUUAUAUUUUCGGGUCUAAAAGACUCAAGAAUUUUGUAUCCUCCCUGGAAAGAUGUAUCAGUUUAGAAUAAAUUUAAGUAAUUUUUUAAUUCAUGUAUACUUUGAAAUGCUAUCAAAUUUAAACUCACGGGAGAGAUAAAUAAAAAGUAGCAUUAUAGUGGAAUCAAAGCAGCACGAUUCCACAGUCGCAGUUUUAAAUUUUUUAGGUCACUGUGUUUUGAUGAAAUUAAUUCAAUGCAAUAGACGGUUGCAAGAAAUGGAAAAAAAUAGGCAACCUGCGCAACAUCAGCGUUGCGCCGGUUGCAUUCGCAGUUCAUUGAAGGUAAGAAAUCGAUUGCGGGCAAAAAGCUUGAGAGAUAUUUCGAAAAUUAAAUUAUUAUCCUGCGCCAGGAUUGGAAUUUCCUCAAAAAAAUGGCACGGGGCGAUUCAUUGACAAGCAGUCACUGAAACUUUCUCGAGGCUGUAAUGUCAAUGUUACAAUGAAGACAAACUUUGUGAAAUCUGUUUACGAGAGAAACUUGAGGUCUCAGACAUAUUCGUUCUUGAUUUGGCCUCAGCAGAAACAGAUAAAAUAAUUCCCAGUGCAUUUAUUUCAUUCUAAAAGUACGUCGCUCCACUAACAAAUUGAAAACGAGCAUUUAUUCUCAUCCUGAUUGCGACAAUAUUUGCUGCCCGAUCUGGAAGUUGAAACGGACGAAGGAAACUUUAUUUUGCUGGAUUUGAAUGUCUGGCCUGCAUGUUAAAAAAAUUAAUAUAUAAUUUAUAAUAUAAAAUGUAACUUUUCAUGUCAUUUGUAAUUUAUUUCAUCGUGUUAUCAAUAUUUUCAUUUUCAAUAAAUAGACAUUAAGUUCAUAUUUUUCAACUUUCUUUUUCUGGAUUCGGCUGAAAGUGAAUU